GUCUAUAAAUAGUGAAUGAUCCCACCACAGGUUUUAGCACCAACACAUUUUCCAUCACCAAUCAAUCCAUCUGAGUCUCACAUUCUCUCAACUCCGAAACUCACUCUUGUUAUUCUUAAAAUGAAGGUCCCACAUAUGACAUUAUUGAUGUGGGUGAUGCUUGCUCUGUUUUCUGCAGAAACACAGGUUUCAAUGGCAGUGACCUGUAAUGCUCUUCAGCUCAGUGCAUGUGCGAGUGCUAUCACCUCCUCCACACCUCCCACGUCACUUUGCUGCACCAAACUCAAAGAACAAAGACCUUGUCUUUGUGGCUACUUGAAGGAUCCUAACCUUCAGAAACUUGUCAACUCUCCUAAUGCCAGAAAAGUUGCUGAUGCUUGUGCCUCACCAUUUCCCACUUGUUGAAACCUUUUUCUUCGUCUUCUUUUUCACAGUAGCCAUUUAGAUGGUCAAGAAUAUGGUUUUAUACAGUUUUUGGGUUCUGUUUGGAUUGAUAUCUGGCAGGCUGUGUUGUGUUUUGUGGUGUUAUGAGUAUGGUCUAGUAUUCAUGUACUUGAAAUGUUUGUUCAAGUGUCAAGUAGAUCAGUUCUUCAUCUGUCUAUCUUACAGUGAUCCUUUGCCGCUUCUAUUUAUUUUGAGUUAAAGGAGCUCUGGUCAUUCGUUA
Molecule: messenger RNA, 664 nt
Organism: Prosopis cineraria
Lineage: Eukaryota; Viridiplantae; Streptophyta; Magnoliopsida; Fabales; Fabaceae
Product: non-specific lipid-transfer protein 2-like
Exons: 1
Coding region: 16-405 (129 amino acids)
Biological process (GO): lipid transport
Source: RefSeq, a predicted model, not a curated record